ACCAUCUUGGGAACUCCAAUGACCCAAAUCUUAGCGGGCACCACCAAACUUAGCAUCCAUUCAUGGAGGCUAUGGCUGUCCCUCGCGGAACGAUGUGCGACCAUGCGCCAACUCAGGGCCCUCCAAGCUACUUUUACCGUCCAUGGCUUCCACAGAAACAAUUAUGCUAUAAGCAAACUCAUUGCCUUCUGCGCCCUCUCUCCGCAUGGCAAUCUCUCUUAUGCUUCACUUUUAUUUAACCAAAUUGAGAUGCCCAAUUCAUUUAUUUAUAACACUCUAAUUAGAGCUUAUUCUCGUUGCUCACAGCCUCAUUUGGCUCUACAUUAUUUUGAUAUCAUGUUGAGAGAUGAGAAUGUGACGCCUCAAAACCAUACAUUUCACUUUGUUCUCUUCGCAUGUGCAAAUGCGGGUUGGAUCCUUUUGGGUAGGCAAAUGCACUGUUGGGUAUGUAAAAAUGGAAUGAUAUUAGCAGACGGCCAUAUUCAAACUGCGGUUGUUAGGUUGUAUGCUGGGUGUAAAGUCAUGGAUGAUGCGCACAAGACGUUUGAUGAAAUUCCUUAUCCAGAUGUCGUUCAAUGGAAUGUGCUUAUGAAUGGGUAUGCUCGUUGCAAUUUGGCGAGUGAAGCUUUGAGGGUGUUUCGGUAUAUGUUUGUUAUAGGGGUCGAGCCAGAUGAGUUUUGUGUUACUACCGCAUUGAUGGCUUGUGCUCAAUCCGGGGCUCUUGGUCAAGGGAAAUGGAUUCAUGAAUAUAUCAAGAAGAAAUCAUUAGAUUUUGACGUAUUUGUUGGGACAGCACUUGUUGAUAUGUAUGCAAAAUGUGGAUGCUUAUAUUUGGCGGUGGAAGUCUUGGAGGGGAUGCCUAAAAGGAAUGCAUUCUCAUGGGCGGCCAUGAUUGGGGGGUUUGCAAUGCAUGGGUACGCGAGUGAAGCAAUUCGUUGCUUGGAGAGAAUGCAGGUGGAAGACGGGCUUAAGCCUGAUGGUGUUGUUCUCCUAGGGGUUUUAACGGCUUGUACUCAUGCAGGGUUGCAAGAGGAAGGCUUACUUCUUUUGGACAACAUGAAAGCUAGAUUUGGGAUCCUACCUAGACAUGAGCACUAUAGUUGCGUAGUGGACUUGUUAUGCAGGGCAGGUCGAUGGGAUGAUGCACUUGCUCUUAUAAGGAGAAUGCCCAUGAAGCCACUUGCGUCAGUUUGGGGGGCUGUACUGAGUAGUUGCCGAACCCACAAGAAUGUGGAGCUUGCAGAACUUGCAGUUAAGGAACUUGUACAGCUUGAUAAUGGUGAUAUAGCGGAAGAAGCAGCAGCUUUUGUUCAAUUGACUAACAUUUAUUUGAGUGCAGAGAAAGGUGAAGAAGCAUGUAAGAUACGUAGGAUGUUUGGUGAAAGAGGGAUGAACAAACCACCGGGAUGUAGUAUGAUAGAAGUGGAUGGAAUUUCAAAUGAGUUCGUUUCUGGAGAUGUGUCACAUAAGGAUCUGCCUCAAAUGCUUGCAAUACUGGAGCUAUUAUUGCCAUACUUAACCACAAAGCCAUAUCAUUAGCUUUAGCUUUUCCACCAGCUCUUUUAAAAAUUUCCCAUGUAUACCUCAAAUUACUUGCUUCAACUUUUGGGAUAAAUCACAUACAAGAAAAAGAAAUCAAUUGAAUUCCUACACACAAUCAUACAACUUUUGACCUGAUUUGUAUUUUUUUUUUAAAUGUUAAAAAGAGUUGAAUUCCUUC
Molecule: messenger RNA, 1720 nt
Organism: Hevea brasiliensis (rubber tree)
Lineage: Eukaryota; Viridiplantae; Streptophyta; Magnoliopsida; Malpighiales; Euphorbiaceae
Product: pentatricopeptide repeat-containing protein At3g28660
Exons: 1
Coding region: 19-1539 (506 amino acids)
Biological process (GO): RNA modification
Molecular function (GO): protein binding; RNA binding
Source: RefSeq, a predicted model, not a curated record